AUGGCACCUAUCGGUAAAAUCUACUGUUAUCCUAAUAAUCCUCGUGUCUUCAAGAUUCUUAUUGCCGCACAAUAUAAUGAGCUUGAAGUAGAGGUUGCCGAAUUUGAACUCGGUACAGAUAACAAGAAACCGGAAUUUUUGGCAAAAUUCCAUAAUGAAAAAGUUCCUGCUUUUGAAAGUACCGAAGGUAGCAUCUACCUUAAUGAAUCCGGAGCAAUUGCGUAUUAUGUUGCUAGUCAAAAAGAAGGUACCCAGCUGCUAGGAAAGGACAAAACAGAAAUCUCACAAGUUUUACAAUACAUCCUCUUUGCCGAAAAUGAAAUUACUCCUCACGCUAAUACUUGGGUUAACCCAAUUUUAGGCAUAACUUCAUAUAAUAAAGCUGCCCAUAACCAAGCAGUAGAUGGCUUGAAAAAAUCCUUGGGUAUUUUGGAAAAGGUCUUGUUAAAUAAGACUUUUUUGGUCGGUGAAAGAAUCACAUUGGCAGAUAUUGCUGUUUCAACUUCCCUUUAUUUGCCUUUCAAGUUGGUAUUGGAUGCAGAAUUCCGCAAGAACCACCAAAACCUUAGUCGAUGGUAUAAUACACUUAUCAAUCAACCUGCUUUCAAGAAGGUAUUGGGUGAAAUUACCCUUGCAGAAGUUGCUGUUGCAUAUACUCAUUUUUUGGAUCCUAGUCCAUUGAAUUUGGAAGAGUGGAAACGGGUUUAUUCUAACAAUGACACUCGUCCAACAGCCAUUAAUUGGUUCUGGGAAAAUUUUGAUCCGAAAGGUUAUUCUAUUUGGCGUGUGGAUUAUAAGUAUAACGAAGAAUUAACCAAAGUAUUCAUGAGUUCUAAUCUUAUUGGUGGUUUCUUCAACCGAUUGGAAAGAGCUCGUAAAUACGCAUUCGGAAGUUUAGUCGUUUUGGGCGAAGACAAUGCAAAUUCAAUUUCUGGUUAUUUUGUAAUCCGUGGACAAGAAAUACCAGAGGAAGUGAGUGAUGCUGCGGAUUACGACAGUUAUAACUUCCAAAAGGUAGAUCACACAGAUUCUGCAGUUAAAUCAAGUUUCGAAGAUUUUAUUGCUUGGGAUGGGCAUCUCGAUGGCAAAAAAUUCGCAGAUGUUGAAGAAAAAAUCAUGUCUGCGUCAAAUUCAUCACAGAAAGACGUAUCUAUUGCUUACUUUGGACCAGUAGGAUCAUAUACGCAUCAGGCUGCACUUGAAAAAUUUGGUGAUAGCGUGAGCUACUUUCCUCAGUCCACCAUAAAUGAUGUCUUUGAUUCUGUCGAAAAUGGACGUGUUACUUAUGGAAUUGUGCCUUUUGAAAAUUCAACAUACGGGUCAGUCAUAUCGACUUUAGAUAGGUUCAUUACUUGUAAGACGCAGAUAUUAUCCGAGACGUAUUUUAAGAUAAAUCAUUGUCUUCUUUCAAAAUCCAAUUUCUCCACUUUAAAUAAGGUGUAUAGUCACCCACAGGGAUUUGGACAAUGUCAAAAUUACCUUGAUACGCAUCUUAAAGGCGUCCAACGCGUGGAUGCAAUGUCCACAAGCAAGGCCGCAGAAAUAGCGGCAUCAGAACCUUACUCUGCGGCAAUUGCAAGUGUCGUUUGUGCCGAAUUAUAUGGAUUGGACAUAUUAGAGAAGGAUAUACAAGAUGCAAAAAUCAAUAUCACGCGAUUUUUCAUCCUUGGAUCUUCAUCUGAUAUACCUUCCGAUGAUGAUAAGACUUGCAUACUUUUUACAGUGGAUCACCGAAAACCUGGGGCGUUGUGUGACGCAUUAAAUAGUUUUAAAAGCCAAGACGUUAAUCUGAUAAAGAUCGACUCACGUCCAUCUUUACAACGACCUUGGCAUUAUGUAUUUUUUAUUGAAAUACAAGGACAUAAAGAAGAUGAACAAGUUCAGAAGGCAUUAAGUCAACUAAAUGAAUGCUGCUUAGACGUUAAAUUAUUAGGAAGUUAUCCUAAUCAAAGACCAAACUUUCUUGAAGAAGAAAUUAAGUCUCUCACAAGUCAAAUGGCGAUGCAACUUAAAGACAAAGUGGGUUUCCGAAAUUAUCCGUCACUUAGCCCAGAACAAGAAUUACAUCGUAUAUGGAAAUUGGUUAUGUCGACAACGAAAGAAAAACGAAAAGUGUCACAAGUGGCAAAGUCAAGAAUCACUCAAGAAUUAUCUAACACAAUCAUUAUAGAGUAUUUGGCAAAUGGAAAUGUCGGCAUUGCAGCAAUAAGUGGAGAAGCGCUCAUACCUGGAUAUCGCUUUAAAAGUUUAUAG
Molecule: messenger RNA, 2253 nt
Organism: Funneliformis mosseae
Lineage: Eukaryota; Fungi; Glomeromycota; Glomeromycetes; Glomerales; Glomeraceae
Source: the annotation of a GenBank genome assembly